UGUUUUCAGUUUUCAGAACAUAUAUUCUCUUAUGAUGGAAGACGACUAUGGCGAACACGAGGAAGAUGAUUUUCAAAUUGUUGAAGAAAUAGAGCUUGAUUAUGAUGAAGAUUGUAAUGAAUUGGCAUAUGCUGUGGAGGAUUUAGGUGUAGAUGGUGAAUUAACUGAAAAUGACGACGACCUAGUUAUACAGAGGGAUGAUUCUGGUUUAACAUUUACAAAACAUAGUGAGUCUGUGUUUGCUGUUGAUUUUGAUCCAUCCAGCCGUAGCCAUAUUGUCUCUGGGGGUGAAGAUAACAGGGCUUUUGUCUGGAAGAUCAGUGAUGGCAGUGUGAAAUUCUUAUGUGAUGGCCACAAAGAUUCUGUAACAUGUGUGAAAUUUAGUCAUGAUUCAAAAUAUGUUGCCACCGGUGAUAUGAGUGGAUUAAUCAAAGUAUGGUCUUUCACUACGGGUGUAGAAAUUUGGUCUUUUGAGACAUCAGAUUUGGAGUGGCUACUUUGGCACCAUGGUGCACAUGUUUUGUUUGCUGGUACAGCAGAUGGGGAAUUCUGGAUGUGGAAGAUUCCUGAUGGUGCAUGCAAGACCUUUCAAAGCCAUGGUCCUAAAACAACAUGUGCCCAUCUUCUGAAUGAUGGAAAAAGAAUUUGCGUUGGGUAUGGCGAUGGAAGCUUAAAAUUAUGGGACCUAAAAAAUGCAAAUUAUAUGUUUCAUGUUUCAGGAAAUUAUGCUCACAAGACGUCAACAACUUGCAUUGAUGUUAAUGAAAACUACACCUUGCUGGCUAGUGGCUCAGAAGACGGCAUUCUUAAACUAACACAUCUUGGUAAUGGCAAAGUUUUGGGAAGUAUCGAGGCAGCAUUAAUACAGGAAGGAGAUUUAUCAAUUGAGUCUGUGGCAUUCUGUUCAAUAUUGCCCGUCGUUUUAACUGGCUCCCUGUCCGGAAAACUUGGCAUUUGGGACCUAACCAAUCAGCGGAUUCGUCAACAAUGUGAACAUCCGGCUGGUGUCACAAAGAUAUUGUGUGAGGGAGGUAUGAUCUUUUCUGCAUGUUUGGACGGAAUUUUGCGUCUUUGGGACGCACGAUCGGGGAACUGUGAACGAGAAUGGCACGGUCAUUCUGCGCCCAUAUUAGAUAUGGCAUAUAGCAGGUUAGAUGCUUGUGUGUUUACCUCAUCUGAUGAUAAGACAGUAAAACGGUACAGCUUGGCAGAACCGUGCCGUUGACGUCAUUGUUGUUUGAUCGCUACAUACAACCGAAUGAAGGGUAACAGGAAAUUAAUUAAAGAUAAACUACCAAAUGACAUCGGUAAUUCCCCUACGAUCAUGGCGAGCGAACUUUUAUUUGAUUUUUAAAAGUAUUAAGUAUUUAUUUUGCCCAACUCAUUCUUUUUGAUUAUGCUGUAUAGAAUCAAGGCUCGUACUAAACUUGAAUGUCCUUCACGGUGGCGGAUCUAGAUUACGUCAAAAUAAAUUACUGCAGCAUGUUUUUGCAUACAUUUACAUUUCUAAGACAUUAUAGGGAAAUUCUUUGGUAAAAUUAUAUUCUUGAAACCAAUAGUGUUUUUGUGAAAGUGCUUCGAAUAUAAAAUUAAGGAGUGAUAAUUCAUUUUGACGAACGUUGGGUGGAUCCGCUAUCGGUGCUUCACAUUCCUUAAAACUCGUGUAUAAAGAUGUGCUUGACAGUCCAACUUUAAUUUUUUUAAGUUGUGCUUUGCAGGCAAUGCAAGGUCUUAAAUCUUGUCCUUAAAUUUUUAUGAGUAUGGCUUUAAAAGUCCUUAAAAUGUGCUUGGUUUUCACGACUCUCGUUUUACCCUAAUACUAAUAGACAUUUAUCAAGUCGACAGCCUCGUUCCCACGCCUAAAUUAUCUACUUUAGUAUUUCUAAUACAGUAUUGUUAAUUAAAAGAAAAAAUCUGAAUAGACCAUAA
Messenger RNA from Xenia sp. Carnegie-2017, 1929 nucleotides. RefSeq names its product angio-associated migratory cell protein-like. Gene Ontology annotation, molecular function: protein binding. The transcript has 11 exons. The coding region runs from base 32 to 1225 and encodes 397 amino acids. Lineage: Eukaryota; Metazoa; Cnidaria; Anthozoa; Malacalcyonacea; Xeniidae. The record is from RefSeq and is a predicted model, not a curated record.